Molecule: messenger RNA, 698 nt
Organism: Solanum tuberosum (potato)
Lineage: Eukaryota; Viridiplantae; Streptophyta; Magnoliopsida; Solanales; Solanaceae
Product: filament-like plant protein 6
Exons: 3
Coding region: 165-428 (87 amino acids)
Source: RefSeq, a predicted model, not a curated record
CAGCAAAUCAAGAAACCGAAGUAUGUGCAAAUUUCUGUUGAAUCUUAUUCACAUUUGACUGGUGCACUGAAGGAGUGCAUGAGGAACCAUUUGACUGGUGCACUGAAGAAGCAAAGGCAUCCAGGGAACAGCUCCUGAUGGAAGUGGAAUCAAUGAAAAAUUAGAUGAUUUUUCGGCCACUUAUGUUGAGGAUGGAGACUGCUGCUGAUCUUGAUUCCAAGACCAACCAGGAGAAAGAUUUAACAGCUGCAGCAGAGAAGCUAGCUGAGUGUCAAGAAACCAUAUUUCUUCUCGGGAAACAGUUGAACUCUUUGCGUCCUCAGACGAAGUUUAUGGGGUCUUCGUACAUCGAUAGAAGUUCAAAAGGGGAGGGCUUUCGGGAAGAAUCGACAACCUCUAGCAUAAACAUCCAUGACAAUGAUAGCUGAGAUGGACAACGCCAGUUCCGUAAAAGCAACUUGUGAGUCCCCUGUGGAUAUAUAUAUAAUGUGUCAUACAGUCCCUCAGACACUGAAGUAAACAAUCCAUUGAGAUCACCAAUCAGCUCAAAGUCUCCUAAACACUGGCCUACUAAGUCUGGCUCUUCGUCCUCUGCUGGCCCUACACCUGAAAAACAAGAGAUGGUUUUCCAUGCUUAGAUUUUGUUUAUAUAUUUUAGUUUUGUUGUUAUCUUCACGGACUAACGUACUUCUUGUGAU